Molecule: messenger RNA, 1361 nt
Organism: Kogia breviceps (pygmy sperm whale)
Lineage: Eukaryota; Metazoa; Chordata; Mammalia; Artiodactyla; Physeteridae
Source: RefSeq, a predicted model, not a curated record
AAGAUGGUGGCACAAGUGGCGUUUGGGCCCCUGGGAAGGCGUCGCUGGCAGGGUUCGAGGAAUUUUUCUGUAUGCAGUUCUAGGAGCAGUGCAGCCAAAAAUGGUGGCCUUCUCACCAAUAUGAAGUGGGUACAUUUUUCAAACCUACACGAUGAUGUUCCCAAGGAUUUGAUCAAGCCAAUGAUAACCGUUUCUGAUGAACCAGACACGUUAUAUAAGCGCCUAUCAGUUUUAGUAAAAGGCCAUGAUAAGGCUGUAUUGGACAGUUAUUAAUAUUUUGUGGCACUUGCUGCUAAAGAACUUGGUAUCUCUGUUAAAGUACAUGAACCUCCAAGGAAAAUAGAGCGAUUUACUCUUCGCAAAUCAGUGCAUAUUUUCAAGAAGCACAGGGUUCAGUAUGAAAUGAGAACACUUUACAGAUGUUUAGAGUUAGAACAUCUCACUGGGAGUACAGCAGAUGUCUACUUGGAAUAUAUUCAGCGAAACUUACCUGAAGGAGUUGCCAUGGAAGUUACAAAGACAAAAUUAGAACAGUUACCAGAACACAUCAAGAAGCCAGUCUGGGAAACAAUACCAGAGGAGGAAGAAGAAAGCAAGUCAUAAAGUCUCAAAGUGACCACUUGUGCUGGGAUGUGAAGUGAGCAUGUCAAGUGGAGGGAGUCUCCAGUGAAGACAGUUUAAAGUCACCCUGACUGCUCUCCUGAGGCCUCACGGCCUGAUCAGUAGAAAGCAGGGAUUGGAAGUUUAUGAUACACCAGACUAUCGUGCAGGAACCACUUUAUCUAUUCUUUUAUACAUGUCAUUGUUUCAGUUUGGAUUUUAACAACUGUGAGCAAACCAUUUGGACCACUCUGUACCAAAACAGUCAAAUUCAUAUUUUGUUAUUCCACUGUUGUUCAAUUAUUAGUUUGUACUGAUUGUGAUUUGUAUCAUUUCAUUCAUCUAAAAGUGAGUGUUUCAAAUAUUCCUCACACACAUUUCUUUCUUUUGAGGGACAUAGAAGGAAACUUUGGUUAAUUUAUCACUGAGCAGUUAAAGUUUUGGAUAUUUACCUUAGUGCAGGCUGGCAUAUGCUAGUUUGGGGGUGGUGACCUCCAAGUUUUACCUCAUGUAAGCAUUACAUUCUUGAAAAUUGAUAUACUUUAUAGCAGAUCAAGCACAUUUGUGGCAUGCGCUGAACUGUUCUGUAGCCUGAACCCUUUCAGGGCUGCCUAGAAGGGUCACUAUAAUGGAAUUUGAGCUCUCAAGAAAUUACUGUAUCAUUUCAUUUAUCCUGUAAUUCAUUUAUUCAGUAAGCUUUUCUUUUGUUGACUUUGCACCCAGCACUAUAGUAAAUACCAAACCUUGAAUAGCAAUAACAG